UCUCGGCCAUCUGUGUGUGAUCUACUCUCGGACCCACCAACAUGUAGUCACCACCGUGCUGCUGACAGCAGAGCUCCAUCCAAGCCAUCUCUCUGAACAACGCCUCUUUCAUCCUCCCGUCCGCUCGUGCCAUAAGAUAAUUAUCCCGCCCUCCUUCCGCCAUGCUGCAGAUCGGAGAUGAGGUGGUGUACUUCUCGGCGGUGUUUCUGCUGGUGGUGUUGGCGACAAGGAGCGCUACCGCGGCCUCCCUCCUCACCGCAGUCCUCUAUGUCUUCAUGGUGAUGUUCCGGUUCCCUCCGGUGCCAGCAGACCAGGCCGGCCGCGUCCUGCGGCCCAGGGCUCCUUCAGGCGGCGUCCCUGUGGUGGCGCACCGCGGAGGGAGCCACGACGCUCCGGAGAACACCUUGGCAGCGAUCAGAGAAGCCAGUAGGAACGGGGCAACCGGAGUGGAGCUGGACCUGAGUUUCACAGCCGACGGCGUGCCGGUACUGAUGCAUGACGAGACUGUUGACCGCACCACCAACGGCUCUGGACCAGUUAACAAACUUCAAAUUGUCCAACUAAGGAGAUUAGAUGCUGCUGCUCAUCACAGGCUGAAGGUCAAGUUCAGUGGAGAGAAAGUCCCGACUCUGCAGGAGGCCGUGGAGGAAUGCAUAAGACACCAGCUGACCAUAUUCUUUGAUGUUAAAGGUCAACCCGAUAAGGCAGCAUCAGUGCUUCAUGAGAUUUACAAGAAGUUCCCUGCCCUUUACAAUUCCAGUGUUGUUUCGUCCUUGGAGCCCAAAGUUAUCUACAAGAUGCGUCAGACUGACCCCAACGUGGUCACGGCCCUGACCCACCGGCCCUGGAGACUGAGUCGCUUUAGUGAUGGCACUUCUCGGACCCUGUCAACAUCGGGUCAGCUCUGGACGGGGGUUCUCGAUGUUUUGUUGGACUGGGCGCACCACCACAUCCUGUGGAAACUUUGUGGAGUCUCUGCCAUCCUGGUGCAGAAAGACUUCAUCUCUCUAGACUAUGUUCAGUACUGGGCAGAGCGCGGUGUGGAGGUGGUGGGCUGGACUGUAAACACCGCUGUGGAGAAAGACUACUACCAAAACCAGCUGAAGAUCGGCUACAUCACUGACAGUUUGCUGGAAGACUGUGAUCCUCAAUACUGAAGGAAUGGUCUCUCUCACACACACACAAACACACACACACACACACACACAUAUAUAUAUACAGCAGUUCAAGACAUAAAGAGGUGAUCAAAACCUCAAAGAAAAUGUAAUGUUCCACAGCUUCCCAGUGAAGAAAGUAGACAUUGGAAACUUUUUGAUUGGCCAAAAAAGAAAAAAAAAUCAUGUUUCAUAUUCACAUUUCAUAUUUUCUUGUCUUUUUAAUGAACAUAAAACACUGAGGUAUAUACAAUAGAUUAAGUUUAAAUUUAAGGAGGAAGAAAGAAAUUUGGUGCUAACCAGCUCUAUAGUGGUAAUCGAAUAACCCAAGCUUUAUAGAUAUGCAUGUAUGAAAUACUGUAGAUUAAGAACACAUCAUUACCUGUAGCUGGCAUACAGGUAAUUUCCCUUUAACUCUACAGGCAACCAUGAAAGCUAAACUGUAAACCUCCAUGUCCUUAUCCUACUACCAGCAGCAAUACCUCCAGCUCUCCUGGACCAGGGAUUAGGAUCAUGCUAAUUUAAAGAUCUUUUUUACCUUCUGUGCUGAUGUUUGUUGCACAUUUAAGAGACAUCAGUGCAAAUAGAUGUAACGUUAGACAUGUUGGCACCAUACCAACGCCUGCUAUCAUGAUAUUUAUUUAAUAGUGGAUCUCUUGUGAAUAUUCUACACUGAUUACUUGAUUGUAUGAUUGUUCAGAAACUUGCCUGCUGUCAUUAUGUGCCACAGUUGCACAAAAUACACUAAAAACUUUGCUGCAAGAUAUUAAAAUGUUGAAUGACUCAGCUGUAAUGAUAGUAUAAUUUGAUUGUAUGCUCCAAAGAUGUUCUUUUUUGAGGGAAAGUAGAUGUUUUAGAUGAACUCUGCCAUACCUGUGUGACUUGUUUGAUAAACACAUCAUGAAUCAUCAAUGGAGAAGGAUAACUCGUUUUCAGUGUCAUCCAUCCUGCCUGAGAAAAAAAUGUUUGACUUACCACUAAAAACCUCUGUACCAUAUGUACAAUCAAAUUUCCUUUCAAACAUUUCAGUUAUAUUUUCUUCAGAAACUGACUAAUAUCAGACUCAGCCUUAAGAUGCCCACCAUAACUUGUCUGUAACUGCAGAAUGUAAACUCCAAAGUCCCAGAAACAAAACAAACCAAAAAAAGAUUUUCCUUUUGAUUUUUUUGUUUCUUGUAGCCAAAAGGCUUAACAACCUAA
This is a messenger RNA of Seriola dumerili (greater amberjack), 2354 nucleotides long. Its product is annotated as glycerophosphodiester phosphodiesterase 1-like. The transcript is spliced from 6 exons. The record is from RefSeq and is a predicted model, not a curated record. NCBI's taxonomy places the organism in Eukaryota, Metazoa, Chordata, Actinopteri, Carangiformes, Carangidae. Gene Ontology annotation, biological process: lipid metabolic process. Gene Ontology annotation, molecular function: phosphoric diester hydrolase activity. Bases 162 to 1157 code for a protein of 331 amino acids.